GCACCUACCACAGAUGGAUGUGCAAGAAUCUAUAAUGAAUUCGUUACUAUACAAAAAACCAAUUUUAGUUAUACCGAUGUUAAAGAUUGUUAUGAAAGUUUUCCAUAUGAUAAAGAUGUCGCAUCUAAGACAAUAGAUACUUUAACUGGUCUGCUCGGUGGAUUUUAUUCAUUUUUGGACAAAGCCAAAGAACCUCCACAACCCGGAUUUGACUUUAUACCAAUGGAUAUAAUAGCUGAAUUAGAACUUUUUAGGAAUAAAUCUUAUACAAGUCUAUAUGAUUUUACUAUCGAUGUUGAACAAUUAUUUUAUGAUUUAAAAGAUGCACAUACGUUAUAUUCUUUAAAUUGCUUCUCAUCAUUUCUUUUUUAUACGAAUAUGACUUUUUAUUCUGUUAUUAACGAUGGAAAGCAGAUAAUUAAAGUUUAUAACGAUACUAUUGACCAAUCUAAUAUUGAUUGUGAAGUAACUAAUAUCGAUGGUCAAGAGGCAUAUCAAGUAAUUUAUGAAUUUGCUAGAGAUUCGGUUUAUGGAUCAAGAGAUCUUGGUGUACGAUUUAAUAUAGCACUUGACAUUGCUUAUAACACGUUAUCCUUUGCCAUCCGAACUGAAAUACCAGAGAAUCCGGACAUCACUUACACUCUUAAAUGCAAUAACACUGAUGAAUUUGAUGUUAAAAGAAACUGGACUGCUUUUAGUAGUAGUAUUGUUUUAAAUAAGUUUAAUGAUUCCAAAACUUAUUUUGAUAAUAUUUGCAAUCCUAUACAAAAAAAACAACAACCAGUAUCUGCUAAACUCAAUUUUCAAGAAAUUACAAAAUUAUUUAAUGGAGCUAAUAAAAUAUUACCAGAACAAGACCAAAGUGUAACUAUAAUCAGAGUUGUUGAUAAAUUUAUUAGCUUUUUUAAACAACAAGAUUUUGGCGUCGUUAAAAUAAUGUCUGAAUCACCCACUCCAAUACCCAAUUCAAUAAGUGAUAAUGUGUUUGUGAAUGUAAUUCAAGGAUUUAAUGAGCUAGCAAAUUCAAGUGUUAAAAAGAUUGUUCUUGAUCUAUCUGAUAACACCGGUGGACUAUAUGCAGUUGUCUUACUUAUUAAUUUACUCUUAUUCCCUAACACAUUUCCUGCCUUUUCCUUUGAUAAUCGACUUUCAGAACAAAUGAAACUUGCAAUUACUGAACAAUUUAGACUUACAAUCCAAGAUAACAUUUUUGAUAUGAAAGUUUAUGUUAAUGCCAAAACACUUGCUAAUUUUACAAGUGCCGAUGAUUUCUUUGGCAAUAAUGUUUAUACACGUGGUGGUAUUAGUGGAAAUUAUUCGAAUAAAUAUGUUUCAGGCAAUGAAACAAUUAAUGAUAUUAGUCAAUUUAUUCAAAAAAAUUUAAUAACACCUCUUCCAUGGAAACCUGAAGAUUACAUUAUUUUAACUAAUGGAUUUUGUGGUUCUGCAUGUUCUCAUUUUACUGAACAUGCAGCAGAAUAUAAUAAUGUUACUACUGUUGCAGUUGGAGGGAUUGCAAGCAAUCCUUUAUUAUCUUAUUCAUCUUUUCCAGGUGGUUUUGUUUAUAAUUCAACUUCUAUACUUGAUUCUUUAGAUAAAUUAGGUUUGUCAAAUAAUACUUUAAUGCCUAAACCUUUUCCAUUGACUGGAAUGGCUCUUACUUUACCUAUAAAUGAGGUAUAUAGUAAAAUAAAUCCUGAUGAAUUAUCGGAAUUUGCAUUUAGACCUGCGGACUUUAGAUUAUUUUACAAUGAAAGUAAUAUUAGAAAUACAUCUUUUUUAUGGUCUCAAGCUGCUGCUUUAAUUGGAACAAAAAGUAUUACUUAA
Molecule: messenger RNA, 1827 nt
Organism: Cetraspora pellucida
Lineage: Eukaryota; Fungi; Glomeromycota; Glomeromycetes; Diversisporales; Gigasporaceae
Source: the annotation of a GenBank genome assembly